Molecule: messenger RNA, 804 nt
Organism: Adineta ricciae
Lineage: Eukaryota; Metazoa; Rotifera; Eurotatoria; Adinetida; Adinetidae
Source: the annotation of a GenBank genome assembly
AUGUCGUUAGGCGAAGAUAUCAAGCGUGAGUCUCCGUCUACGAAUCGUCGGUUUCUUAUUGUUCCAUUGUUUAAUCCUGAACGUCGGCAUUCAUGGGGAAACGUUGUUUCACAUUUAUCUACACGAGAUGCUGAUAAGUCAAUCACGAGUGUCACCAAUAGUCCCCCACCGCCGGUCAUUUCGAUCACACGAUCGUCAUCAUCGUCGGAGAUCUUAUCGCCUUCUGUUCGUCGGUUUCUCGUUGAACGCGAACAAAAAGUUACUCAAAUAGCGCCACAAUCGACUACCUCAUUUUCUUCUAACACUACACGUUCCUUUCCAUUUCGAUGUUGCGGUCAGAAAAAACCUUCUCCUCACGUCAAAUCAAUCGAACAAACGACAACGAUUGGUUAUACACGCCGAAAGAGUUCCACGCCAAGUAUUUCAUCGAGUCGUCCUUCAGCGACCAUUGUACGAAAUCAUCGAAAAACAACUACAAAAAAUUUAAUCACAUCAUCAUCAUCGUCGACAACAAUAGCAACGUUAACAAAAUCGACGAAGAAACGUCGACGGCGCGGAGGAAUGGCUUCAGCUUGUACUUCAUGCGUUUCAUCGAGCCAUAAUCGUCGACGAAGUUCAAUCGCACUUGAUGAAGUCACACCGACUCUUCCUGCGUCAUCUUCUUCCCACUCUCCUAUAUCUUCUCAAACUCCGCCUCUAUUAGCUCGUCUCGGGCAGAUUAUAUUAAGACGACGAAUAGUUGGUGGUACCAAUGCGAAUAAUACUAAUACUAAUAGUACUAUAGUCAAUAGCAAAAUCAGGUAA